Dermacentor andersoni is the source of this 3060-nucleotide messenger RNA. Its product is annotated as ATP-dependent DNA/RNA helicase DHX36-like. NCBI's taxonomy places the organism in Eukaryota, Metazoa, Arthropoda, Arachnida, Ixodida, Ixodidae. The record is from RefSeq and is a predicted model, not a curated record. Gene Ontology annotation, molecular function: G-quadruplex DNA binding; DNA helicase activity; G-quadruplex RNA binding. Gene Ontology annotation, cellular component: nucleus; cytoplasm; intracellular anatomical structure.
CCACCUAUCCCUUGCGCCGUUUUCGUUUUGCAUUCGGUGCAUUCGCCUAUGAUUCGCCGCUCAUUCAUACGUCAACAAUAACCAUUCAUGUGUCUGUUUCGGAAAUGAUUGGCAGUUCGUCAAGACUGUUACAUUGAAAAAGCUCACGUCAGUUCUACAGUUCCACUCCCAGCACCUGUCAUGUUUGCGCGGCAUGAAAGACGGGGAGGAAGGGGAGGCAGAGGAUCGGGCAGAGGCUCGGGCUGGAACAGAGGCGGACAAGGCAGGGGUGGACGGCCUGGCUCAAGCUUUCCGGCAGGUCUACGAGGAAAGGAAAUUGGCCUUUACUUUGCGCGUAGGGGCCGAGCUCGAAAAGAAUGGGCUGCUGCUCACCAGAAAGUUGCUGUAUCAAUUGAUCCAGAAAGCCAGCAAGAUCUGCAGCAGAUCAUCCACAGCAUUAGCCUGGAAGAGAGCCCAAGCCACGAGCGACUCGACUCAAUCAAUGCCGUUGCAGUGGAGUACCUUUCAAGUGCACCGACACGCCUUGGCACAAGGGGCGUUGGUGGAGAACUGAAGCUCGAGCGCAAUGCUGCACUUGAUGAAAAGCUUUACCAAAGCCUGGAAGUCAAGGCACAGUCACGGGAAUAUCAAAGCAUGCUUGAUUUCAGAAAGAAACUGCCUGCCUACACUAUGCGAGAGCAAAUAAUUGAAGUCAUUGAGAGCAAUCGGGUUGUGGUCAUCAGUGGUGAAACUGGAUCUGGGAAAACCACUCAAGUUCCACAGUUCAUACUGGACUCGUACAUUCAAAAAGGCAUGGGGUCCCUCUGCAAAGUCAUCUGCACUCAACCGCGCCGAAUCAGUGCAAUAUCUGUGGCAGAGCGGGUGGCAGCUGAGCGGGCGGAGCAGUGCGGGGACUCGGCUGGCUAUCACAUACGACUGGAAUGUAGAGCACCUAGAGACCGUGGCUCUAUCCUCUUCUGCACCACGGGAAUUCUCUUGCAGCAACUUCAGGGUGACCCGUACAUUAUGGGAGCUUCUCACAUAAUACUCGACGAAGUUCAUGAACGCGACUUGCAGACUGACUUUCUCAGCAUCAUCCUAAAGGACCUGCUGGCUGUGAGGCCUGACCUGCGCGUGAUACUUAUGAGCGCCACAAUCAAUGCGGAACUCUUCUCUGACUACUUUGGUAACUGCCCACGGUUAGAAAUACCAGGCAUCGCUUUUCCUGUGGAAGUGGCCUACCUCGAAGAUGUUCUUGAACAAAUUGGGUACCGAGGAAACAGUGUGUAUUCUCGUAACGCUGGUAUUCAUUGGAAAGACAGAAAGAAGUUUGAGAGCAUGAUUCAAGAUGCCAUGCCGUUUAUUCGAAGCCUCGAAGGAAAGUAUUCACACAGAACCUUGGACACUUUAUCAGAAUGGAAUGAGCUGUGCAUAGACUUGGACUUGGUACAUGCAUUGAUUUCAGAGAUCUGUACCAAGAAACCUGAAGGAGCAAUACUAGUUUUCCUUCCGGGCUGGGAGCAGAUCAGUGAGCUGAACAAACGUCUGAAAGCUGAUUCAGGUCUUCGAGGUUCAUCACUGAUAAUUCCCCUGCACUCAAUGAUGCCAACUGUCAACCAGAGACAAGUGUUCGAUAGACCUCCUUCCGGAGUUCGCAAAAUUGUUCUUGCCACCAACAUCGCUGAAACAAGCAUCACCAUCAAUGAUGUUGUGUAUGUGAUUGACUGUGGUAAGAUCAAGAUGUCCAACUUUGAUGUGGACAAAAACCUCGCCACUCUGGACGCUGAGUGGGUGUCAAUGGCAAAUGCCCAACAGCGCAAAGGGCGAGCAGGGAGAGUGCAGCCUGGUGUAUGCUACCGGCUGUACACUUCCUGGAGAGAGUCUCAGCUCGAGGCCUAUCAGCUGCCAGAGAUGCUUCGGACCAGACUGGAAACACUAAUUCUCAAGAUCAAGAUACUGAAGCUAGGAAGUGCAGAAGCUUUUCUCCAAAAGGCAAUAAAUCCUCCCUCUUCUGAGGCAUUACAUCUUUCCCUUCAGUUCCUAAUUACACUGAAAGCCCUAAAUGAAGAUGAGACUUUGACUCCUCUGGGCUACCACUUGGCCAAGCUGCCCUUGGAUCCUCAGACGGGCAAGAUGAUCAUCAUGGCAUCCAUCUUCUCCUGCCUUGACCCCAUCCUCACUGUGGCUGCAAGUUUGAGUUUCAAGGAUGCCUUUAUGGUGCCACUGGGAAAGGAGAGGCUUGUGGAUGAAGCAAAGAAGCGGUUCGCUGGAAACACCAAAAGUGACCACAUCAUGCUUGUCAAUGUUUUUUCACAAUGGGAAGAAGCAGUAAAAAAGCGUGAUGGCAACGAGUUCUGCUAUGCAAACUAUCUCUCAUGGAACACACUCAAGAUGCUGUCAAAUAUGCGACAACAGUUUGCCGAGUACUUGCAUGAGUUGAACUUCAUAGGCUCACAGGACAUCAAGGCCCGAGAGUACAACCAAAAUUCAGAUAACUUGAAAGUCUUGCAAGCUGUCAUCUGCUCCGGUCUGUAUCCAAAUGUUGCCAAGGGCCAGUUCAAAAAUAAAAGACUUGUGAGGUGCUCUACGAAGACUGACGCAAAGGCUGCACUACAUCCGAAGUCUGUGAAUGUAUCUCAGUGCGGCUUUGACACUCAGUGGUUUGUGUAUUAUACCAAAAUUCGGUCGACAAAGACGUUCCUGCACGAUGUCACUCCAGUCUAUCCCAUUCCACUUCUGCUCUUUGGAGGCUUUUUCAGGCACAGCGGGGACACUAUCACGCUUGAUGACUGGAUCACUCUUCAGUGUGAUGAUAAUCUCGCAGAAGUCAUCAAGGACUUGCGGCAAGAGUUUGAUCGCAUUCUUGAAAGGAAAAUUGGUGCACCUGGGAUCCUGGCAGGAACCAUAUCAGCCAACCAGCGACGGUUACUUGCUGCCAUCAUCAAAGUCCUGUCAACAGAGACUGCUUUUGUGCCUGAGAUGCCAGAUAGUGCUUUUGAUGAGGAUGACAUGGAUGUUCAGGUUAUUGAUGAAACAUAGAUGAGAGAUCCUGAAAUAACAAUAAAAAUUGUGUACAGCGUG